AUGGACGACUACGAAGAGGUCACAGAUGAGUUCCAAGGCAUGAAAAUCUGGUGGAGUUCGAGCAUAACAAUCUCGCAACAACGGUCUCACUAUAGUAACGAUGAUGGCGAAAAGCGAUCCUACAAGCUCACUUGCCAUCGUAAACACAAAGAGAUCAUCACCAAAGUCUACCUGCACCAUGUGCUUGAUGAAGGAAAGGCCAUUGUCAUGAAAAGCAGGCAACGAAAGCUCUAUACCAAUGGCAACAUGACCUCGUGGAAUCACAUCAUAUUCGAGCACCCUUCUACGUUUGAUACUCUUGCAAUGCACCCGGAAAAGAAGAAGGAUAUUUUGAAUGAUCUGAUGACAUUCAUCAAGUCGAAAGACUACUACAAGAAGGUGGGAAAGUCAUGGAAGCGAGGAUAUCUUCUUUAUGGUCCUCCUGGAACUGGGAAGUCUAGCAUGAUUGCUGCCAUGGCUAACCUUCUUGAUUACGAUAUCUAUGAUCUUGAAUUAACCUCCGUGAGUAAUAACACGGAUUUGAAGAAGCUACUCAUCGGCACAACAAGUAAGUCGAUAAUUGUGAUAGAGGAUAUCGACUGUUCACUUGAUCUCACUGGUCCAAGAAAGAAGAAGGAGAAGAAGGAUAAGGAGAAGGAAAAGGAGAAGAAUCCGGAUCAGAAAAAGGAAAAGGAUAAGAAGAUAAAGGGUAGUGAAGUAACUUUGUCAGGGUUGUUGAACUUCAUUGAUGGGCUAUGGUCGGCUUGUGGUAGUGAAAGACUGAUCGUGUUCACUACGAAUCACCUUGAAAAGCUUGACCCUGCUCUUAUUAGGAGAGGAAGAAUGGAUAAGCAUAUCGAGCUUUCCUAUUGUUGUUUCGAAACGUUUAAGGUGUUGGCCAAAAACUAUUUGGAUCUUGAAUCACACGACUUGUUUUCACCCAUCAGUCGACUACUGGAGGAGACAAACAUGAGUCCAGCUGAUGUUGCCGAAAAUUUGAUGCCAAAAUCAUCUCAAGAGAAUGCCGAGAGUUGUUUAAACCACCUGAUCAAAGUUCUGAAUAAGUCAAAAGAAGAAGCAAGGCUGAAAGCUAUGGAAGAUUCUAGGGUUAAAGCUUCCCAAUCAGAAUCAAGUAUUGUAGAAUCAAGCGAUGAAGAAUCAAGUGACGGAGAGGGUUGA
Molecule: messenger RNA, 1158 nt
Organism: Lactuca saligna
Lineage: Eukaryota; Viridiplantae; Streptophyta; Magnoliopsida; Asterales; Asteraceae
Source: the annotation of a GenBank genome assembly